AUGCGUGCCGCGCGCCAACGCGCGCACGCGCGCUACGACGACGACACGGCCUCUUCGUUCAGGGACCCCGAGCGCGGCGUGCGCGAGAGAAACGAUGGGAAGUACGAUAAGAUCAGCUCGGGCAAGACGGUUGAGUCGAUUCGACAAAAAACGCUCGCGAGCGUCCGUCGCGUCUUCGAUGGCGCUCGCGCGCGGCCGAAAACGACGGCGAUUGUGCUCAUGAUUAUACUGCUCAUGUACGCCGGGCGUUCGAGCGAGGAACCGGUGGGUGCGGCGGUCGGGGCGAGCGCGGCGGCUGCGCGGCGGCCGAGCGCGCGAGCGAGCGGGCCCAAGCUCGUCCCGCGGGUGAUUCAUCAGACGUUUAAAUCUCGCGCUUCGUUGACGGUGGCGAAUAAGGCGGCGAUGGAGACGUGGCGAGUGAUGAAUCCGCUGUGGGAGGUGCGGUUUUACGACGACGACGAUUGCGAGCGGUUCGUCGGCGACCACUUCCCGGAGUACGCCGAGGCGUACGCGUCGCUGGAGAAAAAGGUGGAGCAGAGCGAUUUCUUUCGGUAUCUCGUCGUCUUGAAGCAUGGUGGGGUCUAUGCGGACAUAGACACAGAGUGUCGACGAUCGUUGGACGACGUGGUGGACGCGAAGGACACUUUGGUGGUGGGAUGGGAGGACGAGUUUGCCACAGACGCCAGGGCGUACUCUCGGCAUUUCGUUCGACGCCGACAGAUGUUGAACUGGGUCUUCGCGGGGGCACCUGGUCACCCAGCUCUGAUCGCGGUGGCGGAGCACAUUAAAAAUGGGGCGACAAAGGUGUUCACCAAGGCUUCGAAUCGCAACACGCUCGAGCGCACGGGACCGGGCGCGUUCACGGAUGCCGUGAUGAAACACUUUGAAUACGUUCGCGUCUCUGGUGAAAAAUCCUGGAACGUCAAAGUGUUACCAAAGGUUAUAUUUGGCACGCACCCUCUCGGCGAGGAAGGCGUGAGCCAAAGUCACCCGGACGUCUUCGUGGCGCACAAGUACUCAGGAGGAUGGAAGCAAAAGACGGGGUGGAACGGGAGGCGUUCUUGGACGGAUCACGUGGCGAUUCUGUACCACUCGAUCAGAAACGACUUGCCGAGGUACAGAGAGCGCGCCGCUUUGCGCGAUGAGAACUUUCAAAUGCCCGCGGUGGAUAAAGACCGCAUGUAUCCGGUGAACGUGAUGUGGUCGCCGUCUUUCGAUCUGCUGAACCCGUUGCUCGGCACCGCGGUGCCCGGGAUCGACGCCGAAGUGCGCGGAUCGGAGGGAUAUUGGCUCACACUGUACGGGCGCCCGAGAGUGGUGAUGCAAAAGCCAUUACGGGCCGGUGAAAAUCCGGCAGAGAUAUUAUUUUACAGUCUGGAGCGAACGCCAGGCGAGAGCGCCGUUUUCGUCGACAUCGGAGCUGGCUUUGGGUACUACUCGCUCGCCGCGGCGUUGAUGGGUGACGUCGUGCACGCGUACGAGUGGGGUAAAAAGUUCCUUCCCCACUUCAAAGCGGCGAUUGAACAUAAUAAUCUCGUGGAUAAGAUUAAAAUAGGCACCCAGCACGAGACACUCUCGAGCGGUGAUGAGUUCAAGCGCUUGCUCGGGCUGCACGACAAAAUUGACGCCAUGCGCAUCGCAGGUCGAGGAUUCGACUGCGAAAUAUUCGAAGGCUUCAAAACACUCUUGGAGGCUGGAAAACAUCCGCGAGUUUUGAUGUUUGAGUCGCGUACAGCACUCGUCAGGGCGCUCUCGGCUGAGAUGGACGAAGACGUGGCCAUCAUGUUCGAGUACCUGUGGAAUCAGGGAUACACCGACGUCGGUCACGUGGGACCCGCGUGCGAUGGACGCGGUGUGCGCAAGGUUAAAUCGCAAUCGCGCGGACAGAAGAGCAAGUUUGAAGGCACGUCGUGGUGCAGAGCGGACGAGUCAUCGUUCAAGGGCAUCGUCAACGCCAUGCACGAGUACGAGGCAGAAGUCGUCAUGAUGUUCCACACGUCCGCGUGA
This is a messenger RNA of Ostreococcus tauri, 2007 nucleotides long. RefSeq names its product Glycosyltransferase, DXD sugar-binding motif. Gene Ontology annotation, biological process: protein N-linked glycosylation. The transcript has a single exon. Gene Ontology annotation, molecular function: alpha-1,6-mannosyltransferase activity. The coding region runs from base 1 to 2007 and encodes 668 amino acids. NCBI's taxonomy places the organism in Eukaryota, Viridiplantae, Chlorophyta, Mamiellophyceae, Mamiellales, Bathycoccaceae. Gene Ontology annotation, cellular component: mannan polymerase complex. The record is from RefSeq and is a predicted model, not a curated record.